This is a messenger RNA of Meloidogyne enterolobii, 991 nucleotides long. The record is from the annotation of a GenBank genome assembly. Lineage: Eukaryota; Metazoa; Nematoda; Chromadorea; Rhabditida; Meloidogynidae.
UAAAUUACAAUUAUUGUGGUCAGUUCAGUGCUGCAUUUUGAGAGUGUAUAUAAACUACGGUUUGUAAAAUAAAAUUCUUUUUCAUGGAAGGGUUUUUUCGCAAAAUUCACUGACCUGUUAAUUUUCGAUCCUUUAAAUAUCCUUCCUUUUCAACCAGUUUUUGGAUAGAAAUUUAGGUCAAUUUUCCUUCAGUCAAUUUCUUUUUCUCUUUUAUUUUUAAAAAAUGUGUCCAUUCCCUUUUAUUAAUUUUCAAAGAUUUUAUAGCAAAUUAUUUUAUUUUCAUGGAUUGGGGUCAGCAAAAAAUGAUAAAAAAUUGUUUCAAAAAUGGACAGAAAUUAAUUUGUUAAAAUUUGAAAUGAUUAAAUAUAAUGAAUGUAGUGGAGACAGAAAAAUUUGGACGGUAGAAAAUUGGGCUCAAGACGUGGCAAAAGAAUUACAAAAACAACAAGAAGAAAAAAACAAAAUAAUAGCUGUUUGUGUUUCUGCUAGUGCACAAGCUUUUCUUAGAUCGGUUUGGUAUAAACCUGAGCUUACUAAUGGAAUUGAAGGUCUUUUAUUAAUUUCCCCUGGUGUUGGAAUGCAAGUUGAUAAUUAUAUUAGAAGAGUAUUUCCUUUGGAGGAACAAAAAUUAUUAAAGAGUGGAUUUGCUGUUGAACAUCCAACAACAAACAAUGAAUUUUCUGAGCAAAUAAGAGUUGAUUUGAAAAGUUUGGAGGAUUAUGCUCAAAACUGUAUCCUAAACAAUCGACUGCCAACUCCUUAUUUUGAUUUCCCUGUCAGAAUCGUUCAUGGAAUUCACGACAAGAUUGUCCCAUUAUCAAAUAGUUUGGCCUUAUUGGAUAAAAUUAAAUCUGAUGAUAAGGCUUUAUUACAAGCAACUUGUGGACAUUUAAUUAAUGAUGACUCAAUAAUUAUACGGGCACUGGAUUCUUUACUAGAAGAAAUUCAGAAUAAAAACGAAAAAUAUUUAAUUGCUACACAAAAGGGAUGA